CAUCUGUAUUCGCAGCAGAGGAUGCUCUGCAUUCAUUUGGUCCUAACUCUGUAUACAGUCCACUUCUUCCCUCCUCGGCACCAUGAAUUAAACCAAAACAGAAGCCUAAAUCUUAGCAGAGACCUUGAGGCAUCAGCAAUGGCCGGAGAAGAUGAGCUGACGCUGCUUGGCUUUUGGGGGAGCCCAUUCGUUCUACGAGCGAGACUUGCUCUCAGCUUCAAGGGUCUGAGCUACCAGUACGUCGAGGAAGACCUGAAGAACAAGAGCGAGCUCCUCCUCAAGUCCAACCCCGUCCACAACAAGGUUCCCGUGCUCAUCCACGACGGGAAGCCCGUCUGCGAGUCGUCGGUCAUCCUGCAGUACAUCGAUGAGGUCUUCGCCGGCACCGGCCCGUCGCUCCUCCCCGCCGACCCCUACGAACACGCCAUCGCUCGCUUCUGGGCUGCCUACAUCGAUGACAAGUAUGUGCCCCCCCCUGUUGACCCAUACGGCCGUGCCAUGGCUCGUUUCUGGGCUGCUUACAUUGACGACAAGCUGUUGAGCUCGUUUAUGAUGAUGAGCAUGGGCAACACGGAGGAGGAACGGGCAGAGGGGAGGAAGCAAGCGUUUGCCGCUGCGGAGAUCCUCGAGGAGGCACUGAAGGAGUGCUCUAAGGGGAGACCAUUCUUCGGAGGGGAUAGCGUCGGCUACGUUGACAUCGUGCUCGGAGGCUUUGUCCCAUGGGUGCACCUAAUCGAUCGCUCUACUGGCUCGAAGCAAUUCGAUGCAGGCAAGACCCCGCUCCUGGCAGCGUGGCUGGAGCACUUCGGCUCGUUGGACGCGGCCAAAGCUGUCGUGCCAGACUUGGAGAGGCUGGUUGCGAUCAGCAAGAUGAGGAAGGCCUAAUGAACAGCCAAGGAAACUGAAGUAGCUGAGGGCGUGGGCGUUUGCUGCUUACAGUUUAUGAUUGUUGUUCGAGUAAAAAAGUCCCUCUAUUUACAAGUCACAAAUCCAUGACCACAAUAAUCUCAGUGUGAAGAAAACAUUGUCAUUCCAAAUUACUGCCAUGCCGGACUUUCAUUACGAUGCUCUCCUUUCUUGUGCUCUCCGGUUCUUUGUAUCCGCCCCUUCUCCACUUUGAGGAAUAAAUGGGUUUAGAGGUUA
This is a messenger RNA of Setaria italica (foxtail millet), 1143 nucleotides long. RefSeq names its product probable glutathione S-transferase GSTU6. The transcript has 3 exons. The record is from RefSeq and is a predicted model, not a curated record. Gene Ontology annotation, cellular component: cytoplasm. The coding region runs from base 22 to 885 and encodes 287 amino acids. Gene Ontology annotation, biological process: glutathione metabolic process. NCBI's taxonomy places the organism in Eukaryota, Viridiplantae, Streptophyta, Magnoliopsida, Poales, Poaceae. Gene Ontology annotation, molecular function: glutathione transferase activity.